AUUAGACAAAGACGACAACAAAAGCAAACAAGUACAGCAAUAGUAAAUAUGAAAUGAGGGACUAACGCAUAACAAAAAUAUUUUUAGUUUAUAAAUUAAAGAAUUCAACCGUUUUAUGUGAAAAACGUUCAGGGUUCAAGAAAAAGUAUGUCUGAAGGAGAUGCCUUCAAAUUUCUUGACAAGACUUCUACUACUUUUCAACGGGAUCUUAUUAAAGCCCUACUGAAAUCAAAAUUUAGUAAUCCAAAAACUAAAAUAUCGGAAGAUGUUAUCGAUAUUAUUACUGAACUGGCCAAAGUAAUGGCACUUGAAGCUGCUGGAAGAUCGGCCCAUAUAGCACUGAUGGAAAAGAAAAAAAUAGUUGCACUUGAACAUGUUGAAUUAAUAUUACCCCAAUUGAUGUUGGAUUUCUCAUAGUUAUAUGCCGCACUUGUUUCUGUAAACUUACACAAUAUAUAAUACAAAAUAAAAUAGUCCAAACUUAGAAA
Messenger RNA from Sitophilus oryzae (rice weevil), 488 nucleotides. Its product is annotated as centromere protein X-like. The coding region runs from base 148 to 417 and encodes 89 amino acids. The record is from RefSeq and is a predicted model, not a curated record. Gene Ontology annotation, molecular function: protein heterodimerization activity. Gene Ontology annotation, cellular component: FANCM-MHF complex; Fanconi anaemia nuclear complex. The transcript has 3 exons. NCBI's taxonomy places the organism in Eukaryota, Metazoa, Arthropoda, Insecta, Coleoptera, Curculionidae. Gene Ontology annotation, biological process: replication fork processing; resolution of meiotic recombination intermediates; kinetochore assembly.